ACAUCAUCGUCCAUGAUUAGAUGCAAGAUAAGUAGCCGACGUAGAGUCAGUAGGCAUUUAUUCUUCAACGUAUCCGAGACACAAAAUUGAAGAAAUCCCAGAGCAGGCUUAAUGAUUGCGCAUCGAAAUGUCCAGUUUCUCGUAACGAGGAAGAUGUCGAUGUAAGAGGGGCACGCCUCGAGGUAUAACGAUAAAUUCCACCACGAAGAGUCUUCAUGUAUGGAGAAUUUGCCCAGAAGUCAAACCCGUCCACUGUGCCCUGCCUUCGAGAAUGAGCAUCCCGAUUGGUCACCAAGAGUCGCAAACACGUUUUGCAUAAUUUCUAUCUUGUUGACUGGCGAUUGUAAGGUCGGCCGGUGUUUAUAAAUUCUUGCCCCUUGGAAUAUUCCCGUACUUCGGGAAGAGACACCCACGGACACCAUGAGAGACGAUCUGAAGUAUCUAACCGGAUUCGGCUGCGAAUUCGCCAGUGAAGACGAAAGAUGUCCUGGAGCACUUCCGGUCGGCCAGAAUAAUCCACAAAAGUGUCCUUACGGAUUGUAUGCAGAACAAUUGUCCGGUACCGCGUUCACUGCACCCCGCGCCGAGAAUCGAAGAUCUUGGCUUUAUCGUAUAAAGCCUUCCGUAUGCCAUGAACCUUUCGAAAAGCUGAAUUUGGAAAAUUCUCAUCUGAGUCACGACUGGGACAAGAUAGAGCCAAACCCUAAUCAGCUACGAUGGAAAGCUUUCGACGUUCCGACUCGUCAAGACCCAGAAGUGGAUUUUCUUGAAGGUUUGCAUACAAUUUGCGGUACAGGGAAUCCCAGACUUCGCCAUGGAAUUGCAAUUCACGUAUAUCUGUGCAACGCUUCAAUGAAGGACAAGGCAUUCUACAAUGCAGACGGGGACUUCCUAAUCGUGCCGCAGCUGGGAGCUUUGCAAAUAACCACGGAAUUCGGUAAAUUACGGUGCGAGCCGAACGAGAUAUGUGUCAUCCAGCAAGGAAUGCGAUUUUCGAUAACGGUCUUUGGCCCAUCAAGAGGCUAUAUUUUGGAAGUUUUCGACAAUCACUUCCAAUUACCGAAUCUGGGCCCGAUAGGAGCUAAUGGCCUCGCAAACCCGAGAGACUUCCAGACACCUGUAGCUUGGUACGAGGACCGAGAAACGAAGUUUAAGGUCGUAUCCAAAUACCAAGGGAAGCUUUUCAUCGCCAAUCAGGAUCACAGCCCAUUUAACGUCGUUGCCUGGCACGGAAAUUAUGUUCCUUAUAAAUAUGACCUCGAUCGGUUCAUGGCCGUCAACUCUGUGACUUUUGAUCAUUGCGAUCCCUCCAUCUUUACGGUGCUAACUUGUCCAUCGAAUAAACCUGGGACAGCAAUCGCGGAUUUUGUGAUUUUCCCACCAAGAUGGUCGGUUCAGGAACACACGUUCCGACCUCCUUAUUACCACAGAAACUGCAUGAGCGAAUUUAUGGGGCUCAUAAAGGGCCGGUACGAGGCGAAAGAGGAAGGAUUCCAGCCAGGAGGUGCAUCCUUGCACUCGAUAAUGACUCCACACGGUCCCGAUGCGAAUUGUUUCGAAGCUGCUUCCUCUGUUAACCUGAAACCAGAACGAGUAGCCGAUGGCACGCAAGCCUUCAUGUUCGAAUCAUCUCUAAGCCUUGCCAUAACGGAAUGGGCAGAAAUUCGCAGUCAAAAGUUGGACAAGGACUAUUACCGUUGCUGGGAAGGACUGAGGAAGCACUUCAACCCCUCCGACAAGCCCUCCUAAAAAUUCAAACUCGCAAAUCAGGGAUAUAAUCACUUAAAUACUCACUUUACAAUUUUUCUAACGAGAUAGGUCUAUACAUACCUGGUGAAGAAAAUAAAGUACGCAUUAU
This is a messenger RNA of Orussus abietinus, 1858 nucleotides long. It is a transcript of the gene hgo, whose product is annotated as homogentisate 1,2-dioxygenase. Gene Ontology annotation, cellular component: cytoplasm. Gene Ontology annotation, molecular function: homogentisate 1,2-dioxygenase activity. The record is from RefSeq and is a predicted model, not a curated record. Gene Ontology annotation, biological process: L-phenylalanine catabolic process. NCBI's taxonomy places the organism in Eukaryota, Metazoa, Arthropoda, Insecta, Hymenoptera, Orussidae. Bases 421 to 1749 code for a protein of 442 amino acids. The transcript has 9 exons.